Molecule: messenger RNA, 1976 nt
Organism: Fundulus heteroclitus (mummichog)
Lineage: Eukaryota; Metazoa; Chordata; Actinopteri; Cyprinodontiformes; Fundulidae
Product: diamine acetyltransferase 2
Exons: 6
Coding region: 267-776 (169 amino acids)
Molecular function (GO): N-acetyltransferase activity
Source: RefSeq, a predicted model, not a curated record
UCAAACAGGAGCACGUUACUUGUCUUUGACUUUAACCUCAGCACAGCCAUGAGACUCAGAGAGGAGGAGCGUGUUGGAUAGAGGGUCUGCUUCGUGCAGACGCCUCCCUCCUGGAGGAGGGCGCUCUCUGCCCAGUCCCUCCAGCUCCAGCCUGCUUUUAGGGUGACCGAGCCGUGUGGGUCCAAGCUGCGGGGACGAGUCCCGUGUUCCCGGUCAAAGCCCUCCCGACCCAUCAGCAUCAGCCCUCGGGGUACCCAUCAUCAGACAUGGACUUCUCCAUCAGAGCCGCGAACGUGGAGGACUGCAAGGACAUCGCGCGGAUGAUCAGGGAACUGGCAGAGUACGAGAAGGUGGCUGACCAUGUUCGAGUUACACAGAGAGACUUGGAGCAAGACGGCUUUUCCAAGAACCCGUUCUUUCACGGGAUCGUCGCGGAGGUGCCGGAACAGCACAGAACCAAAGAAGGCCACACGAAGAUUGGCUAUGCACUUUACUUCUAUUCCUAUAGCUCCUGGACGGGCAGAGCCAUUUACAUGGAGGACUUGUAUGUGAUGCCAGAAUUUCGAGGGACGGGCAUCGGCAAAGCACUUAUGAGCAAGGUAGCACAGCUCGGACUGGCAGCUGGAUGCAACCAGCUCAACUUUACGGUUCUGGACUGGAACAAGUCAUCUCUGGACUUUUACCUCAGCCAAGGCUGCUUCGACAUCACAGAUAAAAUGGGCUACCACUGCAUGCGCUGUGAGGGCGAGGCCCUGGAGCACCUGGCACAACCUUAAUCCAAAUCUCUGACUUUUAAAACGUAGGUCAGUCAAACCUUUAGCACCUUUUUAGUUUAUGAUUACCUUAUCCACUGGGCCUUAAAGCCAUCUUAAAAUGCACGUCAGAUCUGCAGAAAGGAUUAUGCAAAAAGUCUCCAGACGGGAAUCUUAUUUUGUAUCGAGGAUAAUAAAAUCAGGAUAGCGUAUAUUUUAAUAUUUUUUUAAGGAUGUUUUUAGUAGGAAAUCUGUUUUUAUCCUGGUUUAUCUUAUGACCUCUUAACACAAAAUCCUAAAUCACUAUAAUGGGUUCGGCGUAAAACCCAUUCUACUCAGAAGUGUGGUUGAAAGGUUGUAUGCACAAAAAUCCAGAUCUCUAGAUGCAGGAAAAACACGUUUCCUCGUCUGUGAGUACAGUGACGGGGAAAAACCUUUGUACCCUCUUGUUGCUUCCAAAGGAUGCAAAUGGAUUAGUAACAACCGGGUACUGCUAAUUACAUAUCCAUGCUUAAAGUUCAAGCACCUGUGUGACCACCAGUUUGUUUCUGUGGAGCACGCUGCUGCUUGAAAACACAAUGCCAAGAAAGGGAAAGGCAUCAGCAAUGGCAGAAGAGAAGAAAUUGCCACAGUCCAUCAAUCUGGGAAGGACCUCAAACAAUCUGAUCUCUGUCAAUGUUAUCCAAGGUGAAAGCUUACUCCUAAAUUCCAGGAAUGGUCCCACGAUUUAGUAUCCUGCUAAAUUCACUGGACCGUCAGAGUCUACGGGCCUCAGUUAGUGUGGUAAAUGUCAAAGCUUAUGACAUAACAGAGAAAGACUGGAGAAAUGUGCUUUGUUAAUAGGAGAAAACAUUUCUCUUAAAAGAAUAUGGCAGCACAACUUGGGUUUUGGAAGUCACGUGUAAAUGAACCAUAAUAUUCCUGGAAUUGUGUCGUCCUUCUGUAGAGCGGUUUUUUUAUCAACCCUGGUCCUCAAGGCACGCUUCCCUGCAUGUUUUACAUGUUUCCCUGGGUCAACACGGCUGAUCAACGGGUUUUUGCUGAACUGCAGGCAUCUGAACGAGGUGUGUUUUAAAGCAGGGAAACAACCAAAACAUGCAGGGCCGUGUAACUCGAGGAGCACGGUGGAAAAACACAGAUGUGGAGAUGUUUGGCAAAAAAAAUAAAUAAAAAUGAUUGAAGGCAUCUGCACAAACACUAAGUACCAGCUCUCAGGCAUGGUGG